Ostrea edulis (European flat oyster) is the source of this 4442-nucleotide messenger RNA. RefSeq lists its product as uncharacterized. The transcript has 8 exons. The coding region runs from base 194 to 2011 and encodes 605 amino acids. The record is from RefSeq and is a predicted model, not a curated record. NCBI's taxonomy places the organism in Eukaryota, Metazoa, Mollusca, Bivalvia, Ostreida, Ostreidae.
CUUUAAGUACGAAAGUGUUGAUUGACUGUUUGGUGUUUAAUGUUUCAGUAAGAAUACUUCACUCACAUCUUGAUGUCAAGAGGGUUAAGUGUAGGAAACAGGAACUUAUAAAUCCACAUAGCAAUAAGUACAUCGCAGCUACCAUUCAUAUACAGAUCUUGAAAUUUCAAUUUACUCGUGCAGAACACCACCAAUGGACAUUAUAGACAGGGAGGGUCGUUCAUUGUACCUAUCUGCCCACCUGGACAUGGGACCUCAGUUUCAUUUUAAAGCAUGGGCGGCCGACGAUUGCAUUUGGUUUGCAAAGAACGGCAAUAUGACGGUAUCGAAAUACGACAGAAGGUCUCAAAUCUGUUGCGAUUCAUCCGGAAUACACAAUAAAUCUCUCCGGGACGGCCAUCCUGUGGACUGCUGUGGGGAUAAAACUUACGACACACGCAACAAGAUAUGCUGUGGAAAUUUAAGUCACGAUAAAUACAUACAGACUGGACCGGACGCGGGAAAGCCCCGAGUCUGCUGCGGAAAUCAAUUCUUUGUGGAAGACAGGCUCAAAUACUGUUGUGGAGAUGCCUACAUCCCUUGGAGACUUAAGUGCUGCGGUCGAAAGUCACCUUACAACAAUUCUGCUUCCGCGUGUGUGGAUGACCUGGUCGUUCCGAUCAAGCACCAUAUCUGCAAUGGGCAGAUAUUUAGCUUACAAAAACAAAAGUGCUGCAGGACUUCUAACCUGAAAUCCCUGUACAAUGUUUCCUCAUGGGACAGGAAUUUUAGUUGCUGUGGUGAUAAGCUGUUUGAUAAAAGAGAAAAACAAUGUUGUCGGGGACCACUAACUGUUCAACCGCGAACAGGGAAUUGCUGCGGCAAAGGGCUUUAUAAUCCAAGCACAGAAAUAUGUUGCCAAGGAAACAGCAUUGUUUCUUACGGAGUGUUGAAGUGCUGUGGACGUGGGACUGUGAAUGCCAGUGACCCCCGAGAACACUGCUGCUUUGCAGGAAAGAAGGCGAAGUCUUUCAGAAAUGAUCGACAAAUCUGCUGUAAUGGAGCACUGCAUUCGAUUACAAAUACAGAAAAAGCUACAUGCUGUGGCAAUCGGAUCUACUCCGCCGCAAAACAAGUGUGCUGUAACAGCCAAACCGUCAUCAACAAAACGGCCUCUCAUCACAGCUCCUGCUGCACUAACGGACCAGGGCUCUACAAUUCCUGCGAGGGCCAAAUCCAUGAAAAGAGGCUUCCAAUGUGUGGUAAACUGCCCUACAGGAUAGGCAGAGAUCUCUGUUGUAAUGGUAAAGUUAACAAGGAUGCAAAGACGCUGAGAAAGAGAUGUUGUACUCCUGGAACUGACUCAUAUCAUCCAGACAACGAAACUUGCUGCCAUUCCAUUGUUAAGGAAAAGUCUCUGGGGUGCCAUGGAAAUCGUACAGAUAGUGAAAGAAACCAACUGUCAAAAUUGUCAAAGAUCCUAGAAACUCCAGGUCGUAGAGGACAUGGAAAUGCCAACAAACCCAGAAGGAAACGCCCACACAAACCCAGAAGGGGACACUUUGACCAGUCUAGGAGUGGUAUCUGUGAAAUCUGUUCCUCUCAAUGGAAACCAAAGCACCUAAUGUUUUCCAUUUACUCCAAAUCAACGAACAUCUGUACCCAGAAAGCAAUGAAAUUUGUUGUCAACAAUGUCACUGAAUUUAACUGGAAAGGAGCAGGCUUCCAGUGGAGUUGGCUAAAUGUUACCUCCAAACAGAACCUCUACCGCUUAAAAGACCCAGCUAUCCGACACAACUUCACACUCCUCCUGCCCUGUGGCUGCCCUCAGCUCCAAAGACUAGUGGGGCUCAAAAUUUUACUUCUGACCAACACUGAGUUCAAUAAGAGAGAAAUAUUUUUAGGGGACAGUGACCUCAUUUUACCAGGGAAGAGAGAGCUGAUAAGGCUUGUUAAAAACAUAUCGACAACAUGCCCAAAUUAUAUUGUACAGAAUAUAUAUAAAAUAAUACAAAAGUCUUCCAUAGGGUGAAGCUGCCAAACAGAGGUUCUGCAACCUUUCUAAAAAUUACGCCGAUUUGGGCCCUAGCUGGCUUAUGGUAGCUCAAUGCCCAAUCAUAAUCACCGUGUCUGUUGGCAUGAUCACUGAAGUGUCUUUGAAAAGUUUUUCAUAAAUUUUAUGCAUAAUACUUGGAUUAGGCAGAGGAAGACCCCAUUCAAUUUCUGAUUGAUAGACUCUGUCCUUAAAGAAUAUGGGACUUUGAAUUUUCCUAUGUACAUGUAAUGUAAGAUAACAGCAUUUUCAUAGCAUGUAAUGAAUUAAGUUUACUUGUGAAGAUUUUAUAGAUUGCUGAGAUUAGUUAGGAAGAGGAAGACCCCUUUUGAUUUUAAAUCAAAUGUUUUUAUCAGAUAGAGUAACACUGAAUGGUACCAGAAUAAAAUGAAAAAUUAACACUUGAAAAAUAAUUUUUUGGCCAUUUGGGUGAUAUAUCAAAGUGCAAACAACACAGGGGAUUUUUUAAGAACAAGAUGCAGCAGAAAACAAUCUGCCAUCUGCUAAUGUAGUUGAGUGGACAUUAGUUUGACAGAUGAUGUUGACAGAGGUAUAUGUUAGAGUAAAUAUGGACAACUGUAGUUGAGUGGACAUAUUAGUUUGACAGAUAUUGAUGGAGCUGAAUAAGCGGGUACAUGUAAAUAUGGAUGACAAUAUCAGUGGAAGUUAACUGACAAGAUGUAUAUAUAAUCACAUGUAAUAUGAAUGUUAUUCGCUCAAUCUCACAAUCCUUCUAUCAACAAAAAUCAGGGUUCUGCAGCAUGACUUGACAAAUUUCAUCUCCCUUUUCUUUUUUAUCAAAAAUGUAAAGGUGUGUUCCUGUUGUCAUAUACCCUAGAACAGACUUUCAAGUUUAUCACAACUCUUAAUUAUACAUGUCCAUGGAUGUCCAAGGGGCAAUUAAUGGUUGAAAUGAACUUUAUUUCACUUUUAUAUUUACGGGACAACAGAAGUUCAUUUCAAUAAUUCUUAAGUCUGUUGAAUUUUUCCGGUCAAUUUUUGAUCACUCAAUAUUACGGCAAAAUCAUUUGUGUUCAGUCUAUUACAAACAAAGUAUUCAAAAACUGUCAAAUGUCUCUGGUUACUCUCACUCAGGAAAUGAGAGGAAAGGAAUGGUAAAUCUUGUAAAUAAUGCAUAGGGAGCUGUUCUCAUCAGAUAAACUAUUCCACAGCCAUUUUAUUUCAUGUGUAACUGUCAUCUCUUCAUUCUUGUGAGUGUAUGUACAAUAUUUACCGACUUUUAUGCAUUUUCAGAACAAGUCACUUUGUAUAAAAAUUAUAUGUUUAUUUAUGUCCAAAAAAAAUAAUUUUUGAAAAUACUUGAGGAUAUGAACUGUGAUGCUUUUAGCUGCAGUAAUGUAGCCCUCUCCGAUUUUUUAUUUUUUCAUUUUGGGAUCCCGAAAACGUCAGAAUAAAAAAAUCGGAUAGGGCUACAUUAUUGCAGUUAUGAUACCUUAUGCUAGGGUACUUCAGGAAGUAUAUUACAAUUACCCCUUCAAGAAAAGUACAGUGCUGUGAAGUGUUGCAGUUCAUACCCUCAUGUAUUUCGAAAAUGAAAUUUAUCUUUUAUAUAUAUUUGCAUUUUACUUUCAUUUCUGUCUGAAUUUACAGCCAUUAAAAUAGUUGUACAUCUCAAUUGGUGGAGAUUUGUAAGGUAAAAUCAUUGGAAAUGUUAUAAUUAUAGUAUGAAUAACUAGAAAUAUUCCUUAUAUUGGUGACAUUUCUAAAAACAUUGUAGUUGUCUCAAAUCCAUCGAACUGACCACCAUUAUGAUGAUGUAUAUUAUAAAGUAUUAAUUUAAAGGAUUUUAUCUGCACAUUUUCUAAAUGUAAAUGCAUUUUUUAAAUGAAUUUUAUUGGACUGAUGGGUCUGAAAUGUAAAUCUUUAUUAUACAUGUGUGUAUUUGUAUUUUUUGUUUAUGUACUCAUGUGUUCAAAACAAAAAGAAUAGGGCAAGGUUGAAAAAAAAAUUGGAAAAUCAACCAUACAUAUUAAUGAAUAAUUAUUUCAGCAAAUAUUUGAAUUCCGUUUAAAAGAAUAUAAGAGAAACAUGCUGAUAUCUUAAUGAAAGAGGUGGGGUGGGAUGACCUAUUGUACAAAAUUGGCACUUUAAUCGUCAACUGCAUUGUCACAUGAAUUUAUAUGUACGUCUCUUUCCUCGUUAACCCGUAAUAUUUGAAUUGAUUUCGACAUUGUAGACAUAAAACGAAUGAUAGGGCUGUUUGUUUGUGUUCACAUAUUGUAGAUAUAAAACGAAUGAUAGGGCUGUUUGUUUGUGUUCACAUAUUGUAGAUAUAAAACGAAUGAUAGGGCUGUUUGUUUGUGUUCAUCAUAUUGUUUUUAUCAGUGAUGUUUAAUUUCUGAGAAGUAUGUUAACAUGUUUAUGUUAUGAUUAAAAACUGACACACUAA